AUGAACCAGCGACUCCCUGCGUAUUUCACCGUACCAGCACCGGCAAACCCAGCUGAACUGAUCCCGCCGAUGGCACCGGGGACAAAUGCUCGUUUGUAUAAUUCUGACAUUCCGCCUGAAAAUGCCCCCUCUUUCACAUAUCAUGGGGUCAAUGGAAUCUACCCCUCCUUGAUAGCGCCACAUCCAAACGUGCCUAGAGCAAUGGCGCCGAUGGGGCCCCAGACAUGUUCAAUUCCAGAGACAGACAACUGCGCGAUUCCACUUUCAUCUGAGCAGUUUUCAAAGCUUCUGGAAACGCUUUCACCCGAGCAGAUUAACAUCCUUGCACAAGCUUUGUUAAAUGACCCCUUUCCGGGUGAUGAAGUCGCGCCCUUGUCGCUGGCCCCAUACCCAUCGGUGCCAGCAAGCGAGGCUGGAUACAUGGCGGCGAUGGGACCGCAGGACUUCACGAACUUCGACGCAUUGCAAAGAUCAGGCGCCAAUUAUUUCACACCCAGCCUAGGCCACGACUCCUAUGGACCCUCCCCAUCACUACCUUCAGACCCAUCAACACCAGCGAACCAACCUGGAUCACUGGCACCGAUGGCGUGGGGGCAAAAUGCCCGUGACGAUUUUUUGUUUCCCGCCCAGCCGCCAAUUGAUCAUAGCCCCAGGGCCAGUGCCUAUUAUCUCGUGGAAAGACCCAUCGCAUCGCUGCCCUCACGUGUGUCUCAACCGCCAAGCCGCGCGAAUGGCAGCACCAGGAUCGUUCAAUCCGGUCCCUCCUACCUGCCGAGCCAUCAGGACGCCCUUCCUUCCCGAAAUACUGCCGAAGUUGGCCAGCCAGCGAGGACGGCGGGGGCCAAAGGCAAGAAACGAGCCGGUGAAGCUCUAGAAUCUAAUGAUCAGACACCCCAACAAUCAACCAGAAAGAAACCCCUCAGACUAGGCGAAGAUAUUGUUGACAAAUAUGUGAACAGGUUACCUAAUGACAUAUUGCAAUGUGGGGAAGAAGGCUGUGGGAAACUGUAUGAGAGGAAAGAUUUGUGGAACCUGAGGAAUCACCUUAGGACAAAGCACGGACACGAUCCGAAGCCCUUGUUUUGUAAAGUUUGCAAUGCUGACUACAAGAAUCCCAAUGAGCUGGCGAAGCACAUGUGGAAAAAACACAACGGGCCAGCACCAAAGCAACGGAAGACAAAGCAGAAGGCUUCAACGAAGAGGGAAAAAUGCAAAUACUUCGAGCAGUGUAAGACGGACUUCGCAUGCCUGGAGAGCCAGCCAUAUAUCGACCACUUGAAGAAAAAACACAACGUGAUUCAAGUGCUAGAGGCACCCUGCAAGCGCGAAAUGGUGCCUGCUUCCCACGGGCAGCAUGAUCCGGUCCCUGGCCCCUCCAGCCAGUCAUACGACCGAAUCUCUUGA
This is a messenger RNA of Puccinia triticina, 1404 nucleotides long. RefSeq lists its product as uncharacterized. NCBI's taxonomy places the organism in Eukaryota, Fungi, Basidiomycota, Pucciniomycetes, Pucciniales, Pucciniaceae. The record is from RefSeq and is a predicted model, not a curated record. Bases 1 to 1404 code for a protein of 467 amino acids. The transcript has 13 exons.